AUGCGCGAAAAACAUGCACGACGAACUGCGUCUGCAGUUAGCAGCCCGGUCAAUGCGCACCCUAAUGGGUUGACCUCUCAGUCGUCGACUACGGUGGAUGCAUUUCCAGGUGUCUCUCAGGGGCAGAACUUUACUCGGUCUCAAGUAGCUGGCGCGAGAAGCGUCUCUCAUCCACCAGAAUACCCUCGUGGUGGCGAGGAAGAGCAGACGGGUGUUGAAAUCGCAACCAAAGUUCUGGGAAGUAACAACAAGAAUGGCCAAGCGCCAUUCUAUACCGGUGACUCUCCUGGGUUUGGUGGUGUCUUCGAUAUAUGUUCAUCUCCCCGGCAGCCCAUACAUAGGCAUAUUCUACUCACUUCUAAAACAUCGACCAAUCUAUCACCUGAAGAUAAACAAUACCUACAAUACAAGGGUGUCUUCAAUCUGCCUCGGAAAGAAACUUACAAUGAGAUUUUACAGGCAUAUUUUCAUCAUGUGCAUCCUCUUACGCCAGUGAUAGAUGUCACCACGCUUCCACAUCUAUAUCCAUCUGGAGAUAACCAGCAACAUAACCUACUAUUGUUGUGGAGCAUCUGCCUUGUUGCGGCAAAUUAUAUUUCGGCCGACACGUGGCGACUAGAGGGCUUUUUAUCCCGGAAACAUAUGAAGGACACUAUGUAUUCACGUGCAAAAUGCUUGCACUAUAUUGGGGGCGAAACAGAUCACACGGUUCUCCUGCAAUCAGCGCUACUCUUGACGUUCUACCACUCUGAAGCCGAUACCCACACGGAACCAUGGUAUUGGCUUGGCGUAGCAAUCAGCCUUUGUCAGUCAAUAGGGCUGCAUCGUUGCUCUAGUGCGGUCUGCGCUACUUCGCCUAUCCCCGAGCAGCAACAGCGUCUUUGGCGUCGUCUUUGGUGGACUUGUGUCUUCCGAGACCGUUGGCUCAGCCUUGUAAUGGGGCGUCCAUUGAGAAUCAAUAUGAAUGACUGUAACACCAUCAUGCCAUCAGCAGAUGAUAUGCUCAGUGAUUUUGUCGAAUUACCGGAGUCUGCAGCAUACGCCCCGAGAGACUUGCCGCAGCUGGCUGAUUAUUGGGUCACAAUGAUUCAACUCACUCAACUUUUGGGAGAGGUUCUGACUCUGAGCUAUCAGCCGUUUGGUCCCAGUGCAUCCUUUCAACAAGUUGAGGAUCUUGAGCGACAGAUUCUGCUUUUUCGGCUCCCAGGGAACCAAGAAACAGCAUCAAGUUCACACGCAACCUUUUACUUGUACCAUCUUGAGCUUCAUUACCAAGCAUUCCUCGUUACUUUUUAUCGCCCGUUCAUUACAAAGACACCCGAGGGGCUGCCUAUACCUCGCCAGAGCUCCUGGCAAGCCCACGUCCGAAACUCAAUUGAUACUGCUGCACUGCAGACAAAUACUGUGCUCGACAGUUUAGUGCGUGAAAAGUUGCUAGAUUUCGCCGGACCUAUGACACCACCACUGUUGGUUCCAGCCAUGCACGUCCACCUUUUAAACUGCAAAUCGCCGGAUCCUCUUUCUCGGCGUCUAGGUCUCAACAAAUUGGAAUUGUGCAUGAUGGUUCUGGAGCAGAUGCAACACACUCAUCCAUCCUCUUCAUUGUUCCGAGGUAUCUUUUUAGCAGCUGUUCAUCACAUUUUCCCAAGCUAUGUAGCCCAAUCUACCAUACCAGAGCUGGCUACAUCUGAAUCUUCCCAGCCGCAGAAUGUUUCGGUUGAAGACCCUAUGGCUGGUAUUACUAUCGAUGAAGAUGCCAUUGAUGCGUUGAUGGAUGAAGUUUCAAUUUUCAAUUUUUGGGAGUCAUUUAACAGCAUGCAAACAUGA
Messenger RNA from Penicillium antarcticum, 1827 nucleotides. RefSeq names its product fungal specific transcription factor domain-containing protein. The record is from RefSeq and is a predicted model, not a curated record. Bases 1 to 1827 code for a protein of 608 amino acids. The transcript has 6 exons. NCBI's taxonomy places the organism in Eukaryota, Fungi, Ascomycota, Eurotiomycetes, Eurotiales, Aspergillaceae. Gene Ontology annotation, biological process: DNA-templated transcription. Gene Ontology annotation, molecular function: DNA binding; zinc ion binding.